GCAUGGCCACCGCACCCCAUAAUCACUUGAAGAUGGUGGACGAUUUAGAGUACUUCAAUAACUAUCCAUGGGGUACUUUAUCAUAUACCACCACCAUUAGAUCGUUGAAGAGUGGUUUUGAGCAUAGAGAGUCCAUGGCUUUAAACAAGUUAAAGAGUUAUAGUGUUUAUGGGUUUCCUUUGGCUUUCAUGAUUUGGGGUUUUGAGACAAUUCCUUCGUUAGGUCAAGCAUUUGGAAAGAAGUUGCCGGACAUGGCAUUCCCUCGAAUUCUUAAUUGGCAUAUUUCACAAGUGCCAAGAUUUGAGAAGGCCACUGAACUCUUCGAUCAUCGUGAUUAUCCCGUUCAUGGCUUAAUGAAUGUAACGGAAUUUGAGUGUGCAUAUAUUGGCAAAAUUGCAUGGGAUGUACAUUAUGACACUACUCCAUACAGUGUUGCACCUGCUGUCCGAGACAAGCCACCACAGGAAAGUCAUGGUGAAAAAGAUGAAGGUGUUCCACUUACAAGUAGUGGAAGAAGUAAGAAACAAAAACAGGCGUCUGUGGAAAGUAAGGGUAAUGGAGGGAGGCGGCGAAUGGGAGAUAAGCCGACAGACCAGCCUUCAUCAUCGACUAUAGGAGUUGCUGCUCAUGUUCAUUACUACACUGUGGCCAUGGUAAACUGGGGAGUAGAAAUGGAAGACCAAAAGAUGUCAAUAUCAUUAACAUCCAUUGACCUCUCAAAUAAGGGAUUUGAUGGAGAAGUUCCAAGUAAUAUUUGCAAUCUGCAGGCUUUAGUUUCCCUCAACUUAUCCAGCAAUCGAUUCACAGGUGCCAUCCCAUCAUCUAUUCGAAACAUGGGGGAGAUUGAAUCAUUGGAUCUAUCAAACAACAAGUUGUUUGGUAGAAUUCGUCAACGGUUGACAAAACUCUCGUUUCUCGGGUAUUUAAACCUCUCCCAGAACCAGCUUACUAGACCAAUACCACAAGGGGGACAGUUGGAUACAUUUUCAAGUUCAUCUUUCGAGUGA
Messenger RNA from Ziziphus jujuba (common jujube), 1007 nucleotides. RefSeq lists its product as uncharacterized. Lineage: Eukaryota; Viridiplantae; Streptophyta; Magnoliopsida; Rosales; Rhamnaceae. The record is from RefSeq and is a predicted model, not a curated record. The transcript has 4 exons. The coding region runs from base 3 to 1007 and encodes 334 amino acids. Gene Ontology annotation, molecular function: protein binding.